UGCAGGAAUGAUUGCGACUAUCAGUCUGGAGCUCACCGCCUGGCUGAGGAGGUGAAAGUUUCGCCACAGGAAGAUAAACCGCAAAAGACAAUAUUGUACAUGAUUUGCGUUGAGGAGAGGGAGUGGGGAAAAUUCCUUUCCGCUAAAAAAUAAAUAGAAAUCCAUGAUCUGAGUUUGUCAAACUCGCAUUGAGUAAAGUCACACAAUUCUCCGAGCAGAAGCAGUGGUGAGAAUAUCUGUGCGUGCUUUUUGAUUUUUCUCGCAGUCGUUUCAGUUGCAGACUGAAGAUGCUCUUGGACGCAGGAUCGCAGUAUCCAGCCAUAGGAGUGACUACGUUCGGCUCAUCCAGACAUCACUCAACCGGCGAAGUCACAGAUAGAGAAGUGGCUUUGGGGAUAAAUCCCUUUGCUGAUGGGAUGGGCGCUUUUAAAAUCAACCACAGCACCCACGACUUGGGCUCUGGACAAACAGCGUUUUCCUCCCAAGCGCCAGGCUAUGCCGCUGCCCUGGGACACCACCACCACCCCACACAUGUCAGUUCCUAUUCCACGGCGGCGUUCAAUUCCACCCGGGACUUUCUGUUCCGAAAUCGGGGCUUCGGAGACGCCACGAGCGCGCAGCACAGUCUUUUCGCCUCCGCAGCGGGAAGUUUUGCAGGGCCACAUGGACACUCGGAUGCCACUGGGCACCUGCUUUUCCCGGGACUUCAUGAGCAAGCGGCCACUCACGCGUCUUCCAAUGUUGUAAAUAGUCAGAUGCGCCUGGGCUUUUCGGGGGACAUGUACGGCAGAGCCGAUCAGUACGGCCAUGUAACCAGCCCCAGAUCUGAUCAUUACGCCUCGACCCAGCUGCACGGCUAUGGCCCCAUGAACAUGAAUAUGGCUGCGCACCAUGGGGCAGGGGCCUUCUUUCGGUACAUGAGGCAACCGAUAAAGCAGGAACUUAUCUGCAAAUGGAUCGAGCCGGAGCAAUUGACGAACCCCAAAAAGUCCUGCAACAAAACUUUCAGUACCAUGCACGAGCUGGUUACGCACCUCACAGUGGAGCAUGUUGGUGGACCAGAACAAUCGAAUCAUAUCUGCUUUUGGGAAGAGUGUCCCCGGGAAGGAAAGCCGUUUAAAGCGAAGUACAAACUUGUAAAUCACAUCAGAGUACACACCGGCGAGAAACCCUUCCCGUGCCCAUUUCCGGGCUGUGGCAAAGUGUUUGCUCGAUCGGAAAACCUCAAAAUCCACAAAAGAACACACACCGGUGAAAAGCCGUUUAAGUGUGAGUUUGAUGGCUGCGACAGGCGGUUUGCGAACAGCAGCGACCGCAAGAAACACAUGCAUGUCCACACGUCUGAUAAACCGUAUCUCUGCAAAAUGUGCGACAAAUCAUACACCCAUCCCAGCUCGCUCCGAAAACACAUGAAGGUUCACGAGUCGUCGUCGCAAGGAUCACAACCGUCACCAGCCGCCAGCUCAGGGUACGAGUCAUCCACGCCUCCAACAAUCGUAUCUCCGUCAACAGAGAACCAGAGCAGCAGCUCCAUAUCCCCGGCAUCUUCAACAGUGCAUCACACGACCAGUCACAGCACGCUCUCAUCAAAUUUUAAUGAAUGGUACGUGUAAAAUAUUUUUAAAAAAGACUGCAGAAAUAGGACUGCUUGGAAUAAAAGACUUAAAAAGCCAGCCUGUCAGUGCGGACCGAAAAAAACGAGGAAGUCUUUUUUU
This is a messenger RNA of Megalops cyprinoides (Indo-Pacific tarpon), 1715 nucleotides long. RefSeq names its product zic family member 1 (odd-paired homolog, Drosophila) (gene zic1). Gene Ontology annotation, molecular function: RNA polymerase II cis-regulatory region sequence-specific DNA binding; DNA-binding transcription factor activity, RNA polymerase II-specific. The record is from RefSeq and is a predicted model, not a curated record. NCBI's taxonomy places the organism in Eukaryota, Metazoa, Chordata, Actinopteri, Elopiformes, Megalopidae. Gene Ontology annotation, cellular component: nucleus. The transcript is spliced from 3 exons. Gene Ontology annotation, biological process: central nervous system development; regulation of transcription by RNA polymerase II. The coding region runs from base 288 to 1613 and encodes 441 amino acids.